This is a messenger RNA of Rhinichthys klamathensis goyatoka, 1043 nucleotides long. RefSeq names its product short chain dehydrogenase/reductase family 16C, member 5b (gene sdr16c5b). NCBI's taxonomy places the organism in Eukaryota, Metazoa, Chordata, Actinopteri, Cypriniformes, Leuciscidae. The transcript has 6 exons. Gene Ontology annotation, cellular component: lipid droplet. Bases 77 to 997 code for a protein of 306 amino acids. Gene Ontology annotation, molecular function: oxidoreductase activity, acting on the CH-OH group of donors, NAD or NADP as acceptor. The record is from RefSeq and is a predicted model, not a curated record.
CAGGGCUGUGGCGAGUAUUAUACUGAAUAAAGUUGAAUUUUAACCCUUUCGCCUCCAGGAUCUAUUCGCCAUCAUCAUGAACUUCCUCCUGGAGACGCUCCAGGUGCUCUUCUUGUCGCUGGUCUACACGUUAGAAGCGCUGGUUCGGUUGUUUGUCCCGGUUCGGCGGAAGAGCGUGUCCGGGGAGCUGGUGCUCGUGACCGGCGCGGGCAGCGGGAUCGGCCGGCUCAUGGCGCUGGAGUUCGCGCGCCUGGACGCGCGCCUGGUCCUGUGGGACAUCAACGAGGACGCGCUCAAAGAGACCGCGCGCGCGAUCAAAGACGAGCUCGGGGCGCGCGCGUACACGUACACCUGCGACUGCAGCGAGCGCGAGGAGGUGUAUAGGACCGCGAGCCAGGUGAAGCGUGAGGUUGGAGACGUCACAAUAUUGAUCAAUAAUGCAGGGAUUGUUACUGGGAAGAGGUUCAUGGAAUCUCCGGAUGCGCUGGUGGAGAAAACUAUGGAGGUCAACAGCCUAGCACACUUCUGGAUGUAUAAGGCGUUCCUGCCUGCUAUGAUUGCUGGUAAUCGAGGUCAUCUGGUCAGUAUAGCGAGUUCUGCUGGACUCAUCGGAGUCAAUGGACUGGCAGAUUACUGUGCGAGUAAGUUUGCCGCGGUGGGGUUUGCGGAGUCGAUGGCGCUGGAGCUGCUGGCUUUGGGUUGUGAUGGAGUGAAGACCACCAUCGUCUGCCCGUUCUUCAUCAACACCGGCAUGUUCGAUGGCGCCAACACUAAAUUUCCCAGACUCAUGCCUAUUCUUGAGCCGGAUUAUGCGUGCAGGAAGAUUGUGGACGCAGUCCGCCGGGAUCAGGUUUAUCUCUACAUGCCUCGAAGCCUUUACAUCGCCAUCGCUCUGAAGAAUUUUCUCCCCACUAAGAUCGGUGUGCUGUUGGGCGGAUAUCUGGGGGCGUUCAACUUCAUGGCUAAGUUCAAAGGUCAUGGGAAAAAGAGCGAGUAAUUUCCACCAUUAGAGGAACCAACCGGGAAACAACCAAUGAAGAGAG